GGUGACGGGAGGCGGACACGUCUUCGCCGCCCAUAAGGAGGAGGAGGAGGAGGCCGGGCCCGGUGGCUCCUGUAUGAGCCGUAUAAGGAGGAAGCUGGGCUCUCUUCCACCACUAUACCGGAGGACCGGCUGAGGCGCAAUGUCCGGGGAAGUGGUGCGGGACUUCUACAGCCAGCUGCCCAAAGUGGAGCUGCAUGCCCACCUGAAUGGCUCCAUAAGUUCUGCCACCAUGAAAAAGCUCAUGGCCCAAAAACCCCAUCUUCAAAUACAGAAUGGAAUGACAAUGAUAGAAAAAGGCCAGAAGAGGACUCUAGAAGAAUGUUUUCAAAUGUUCAAAAUAAUUCACCAGAUUACAGAUACACCUGAAGACAUAUUACUGGUUACCAAAGAUGUUAUUAAAGAGUUUGCAGAAGACGGUGUCAAGUACCUAGAAUUACGAAGCACGCCAAGAGAGUCUUCCUCAGGGAUGUCUAAAAGAACAUAUGUGGAGACUGUGCUUGAAGGCAUUAAGCAGAGUAAGGCUGAGGAAGUGGACAUUGAUGUAAGGUUCUUACUAGCAAUUGAUAGAAGAGGUGGCCCAACAGUUGCCAAACAAACUGUUAAACUGGCUGAAGAAUUUUUCUAUUCUACCAAUGACCUUGUGCUAGGCCUAGACCUUAGUGGAGAUCCAACCGUUGGACAUGGAAAAGACUUUAUGGAACCACUCACUGAAGCUAAAAGGUCGGGCCUCAAACUAGCUCUUCAUUUGUCAGAGGUGCCAAGUCAAGAAGAGGAGACCGGGCUUCUCCUCAAUAUCCCCCCGGAUAGAAUUGGACAUGGGACUUUCCUUUGUAACUCUCCAAAAAUAGUUGAAGUGGUUAAGGAGCAGCGCAUACCCAUGGAACUCUGCUUGACCUCAAAUGUUAAAGGACAGACUGUCUCUUCAUAUGACAAGCAUCAUUUUGGAUUCUGGUACAAUUUGCAUCACCCAUCUGUGUUAUGCACUGACGAUAAAGGCGUCUUCGCUACAGAUCUUUCCCUGGAAUAUGAAAUAGCUGCUAAGACAUUUAACCUGAGUUCACAACAAAUAUGGGAAUUGUCCAACCAAGCCAUAAAUUAUAUCUUUGCUCCAGAACAUAUCAAAUCAAACCUUAAGGAAAAGUGGACAAAGAUGAAACCAGAGGUAUUCAGACAUGUGCAGGAAUAAUGCAAAUGAUGGCAGUGACUAACCUACGACCUCAGGGACUGGAAGGUAGUUUUCCCUGGAAGCAUAAAUCUUAUAGAGUGUGCAUCCAUCUACUGACUUCUAGACUAUUUGCUACAAUGCACAACUUGGUUUUAUUCUAUUUUAUAUAGCUCAAUGGCUGCAAUUAUUGUUAAAGAUUCCAUCUAUGAAUUCUAAAAUAUAUGUGUUUUAGUGAA
This is a messenger RNA of Hyla sarda, 1401 nucleotides long. It is a transcript of the gene MAPDA, whose product is annotated as adenosine deaminase like. Gene Ontology annotation, biological process: inosine biosynthetic process; adenosine catabolic process. The record is from RefSeq and is a predicted model, not a curated record. Bases 140 to 1186 code for a protein of 348 amino acids. Gene Ontology annotation, molecular function: adenosine deaminase activity. Lineage: Eukaryota; Metazoa; Chordata; Amphibia; Anura; Hylidae. The transcript has 10 exons.